Messenger RNA from Drosophila arizonae, 1101 nucleotides. Its product is annotated as cyclin-dependent kinase 1 pseudogene. NCBI's taxonomy places the organism in Eukaryota, Metazoa, Arthropoda, Insecta, Diptera, Drosophilidae. The record is from RefSeq and is a predicted model, not a curated record.
AACUCUGGUUGACUUAUAACACGAUUGAGUGGGUCUUUUAACAGUGGACUUUUAAGGCUAUUUAUGACCAUUUGAGAUAUGCAGAGUAACAGAGAAAUGGUUUCAAUAUAGUGAAAGUGUAUCCACGGUAUGGAGAACUAUGAGAUAAAGACCAUGAUUGGCGAAGGCACCUACGGUGUUGUCUACAAGGCGCUGAAUCGCUCGACCGGCAAGUUCGUGGCCUUGAAGAGCGUGAAACGCAUUCCUGGGGUGGAGGGCUUGCCGUCGACUACCAUCAGGGAGAUAUCGCUGCUGCGGGAGCUGAAGCAUCCCAACAUAGUCACGCUGCUGGACGUCGUGAUCGUGGACAGCAGCAUAUGCCUGAUACUCGAGUACCAUUCCAUGAGCCUGCGGCAGUACCUCGAAUCGCUGCCAGCCAGCCAACUGAUGGACCUUAAGCUGGUCGGCAGCUUCCUCUUCCAGAUGACCAGCGCCAUCCUUUACUGCCAUCGGCGGCGCGUGAUGCAUCGGGACCUGACGCCGCAGAAUAUGCUGAUCGAUGGAGUGGGCCGCAUCAAGCUGGCCGACUUUGGCCUGGGCUGCUGUUUCCAGCUGCCCGUGCGCGCGCUCACCCACGAGGUGGUCACGCUCUGGUACCGGGCGCCCGAGAUCCUCAUGGGCUGCCCGAGGUACGCCUGCCCCGUGGACAUCUGGUCCAUUGGCUGCAUCUUCUUUGAGAUGAUCACGAAGCGGCCCCUCUUUCGCGGCGACUCGGAGAUAGAUCAACUAUUCUGCAUAUUCCGCUUGCUGGGCACCCCCAACGAGCAGUCCUGGCCGGGCGUAUCCACACUGCCCGACUAUAAGAGCACCUUUCCCAAGUGGAAAAGCAAUCAGUUGAGCCAGCUGAUGGCAGACCUGGACAUCUACAAUUCCGCUGUCGACCUGUUGGCCAAGAUAAUCGUCUAUCAGCCAGCGAAGCGCUUGUCCGCUGAGCAGAUCCUAGAGCAUGAGUACUUCAAUGAUUGGCAGUCGGGCGUUAAGAAAAACAAACAAACAAAGCGAAUUCAUGGAAUGGGAAUUAUAAUUGCCCUGAAGCCAUGUAGCACAGUGUAUAGAGUGUGA